Molecule: messenger RNA, 2311 nt
Organism: Hypomesus transpacificus
Lineage: Eukaryota; Metazoa; Chordata; Actinopteri; Osmeriformes; Osmeridae
Product: arf-GAP with dual PH domain-containing protein 1
Exons: 11
Coding region: 224-1357 (377 amino acids)
Biological process (GO): positive regulation of GTPase activity
Cellular component (GO): plasma membrane; intracellular membrane-bounded organelle
Molecular function (GO): phosphatidylinositol bisphosphate binding; GTPase activator activity
Source: RefSeq, a predicted model, not a curated record
GAUUAUGCAGUCAGGGAGACACUGUAAUUGAGCUGUCAGGGGCGAGAAGGAGAAAGAAAGACUUGCCAUCCGUCAGGCUUAGAUCAUAUUUUUCACGUUUUAGUUUAAAAUGUAAUUUUCAUUUCAAAGAAUCAAGAUUUAAACUAAGUGUUUAGAUUUAGGCAACGUCCUCUUUUGUCCACAUCUUUCUAAAAGGGUGAGGCUACAAAAAAAUAAACUUACUAUGGCCUCGGAGCCCGAGGGGAAUAAACGGCUGUUGCAAGACGUUUUGGAUAGACCUGGCAACGAUGUAUGCGCGGACUGCGGCAAUGCAGAGCCGGACUGGGCGUCACUGACGUUGGGUGUGUUUGUGUGCCAGGCCUGCUCACUCCUACACCGGAGCAUCCCUCACAUCAGCAGAGUCAAGGCUGUACAGAAGGACACCUGGGACGCCUCCGAAGUGGAACUCAUGGCUGCUGUGGGGAACACUACAGCCAAGGCCAAGUAUGAACAGAAGGUCCCACCAUUUUACUACAGACCGAGACACACAGACUGCAAACUGCUGAGGGAGCAGUGGAUCAGGGCCAGGUACGAGAGGAACGAGUUUGAGUUCAUCGAGAAACAGGAGCCCUACUCUGCCGGUUACAGAGAGGGGUUUCUAUGGAAACGCGGUCGAGACAACGGUCAGUUCCUGAGCAGGAAGUUCAUCCUUUCAGAGAGAGAAGGAGCUUUGAAAUAUUAUAACAAGCAAGACGCACGAGAUCCCAAGGCGGUGAUGAAGAUAGAGACAAUGAAUGCCACGUUCCAGCCUGCUAAGAUAGGGAACCCCUGUGGUCUGCAGAUUACUUAUCUGAAGGACAACAGCACCAGGAACAUCUUCGUCUACCACAGUGAUGCCAAAGAGAUGGUUGACUGGUUCAACGCUAUCCGGGCGGCCAGGUUCCACUACCUCCAGGUGGCCUUCCCUGGAGCAGGAGAUGAAGAGCUGGUGCCCAAGUUGACUCGUAACUUCAUGAAGGAAGGCUUCAUGGAGAAGACUGGCCCCAAGCACACAGAGGGGUUUAAGAAGAGGUGGUUCACCAUGGAUGACAGAAGGCUUAUGUACUUCAAGGACCCACUGGAUGCGUAUGCGCGAGGGGAGGUGUUCAUUGGCAGUAAGGAGAACAGCUACACCGUCCUGUCCGGACUGCCCCCGUCCACACAGGGCUACCACUGGAACCAUGGCAUCACCAUAGUAACCCCCGACAGGAAGUUCCUGUUUGCCUGCGAGACGGCAGCUGAGCAGAGAGACUGGAUUGCUGCUUUCCAGAGAGUCAUCAACCGACCAAUGAGGCCGCAGGAGUAUGCAGUUGAGGCUCAUUUCAAACACAAACCCUGAAACUGGACGUGAACAGGACUGACCCAUGUCGAACACCAGACCAAAUCAGUCUUAUUGGAGACAGACUCCACGGAGUACAUCCCAGUCAAGGACACUAUCUGGGACUGUCAGGAUGAGAUUAGGAGAGAUGAAGAGAUGGGUCGAAGAGGAGAGAGAGAGAGAAACUGAGAUGGACAAAGACAAGGAAGAAGGGACCCCCCUCCACCUGUACCAUCCCAAAGCUCAAACAAGACCAAUGCCUUUUCCUGGGCUAAAGAUGAAAGGUCAGGGAGGUCAGAGGGGGGCUGUCCUCUGCUGCUACCCUCCUGUGUACAUCCAUUCCCCCUCCCCAAUAAGAUACUUGGAUUCUCCCUCCUCACCCCCUUGUUCUUCUGUGUUGUGAGUGGUUGAUCCCAAUCCCUAAUUCAGUGAUGGUGUCAUUUAUGGUAAUUACGUGAUAAAGGUCAUUUCACUGUGCUUACUGAAACAAAAAAGUAUCAACAUUACUAAUUUAUUGACUGUACAGUUUUAAAUAUGGUGGUUGCUGAGAGUUUUUAUUCCUUUAGGGCAAGGUAUCUGUUUUAACUGUAAUAUUAAGAGGUGCUGACUAAAACAUAUGCAUAUACAGACCAUGAAGAUCAGGAACUACCAUGCUCUUGAGCCAAUUCACACGCAUCCUAAGACUGUUUAUUUAAAAUACUGUAGAUAAUAUGGAAGACACUUUAAUGUCUGACAACAGGAUUGUCAUUAAUUUGAUCAGGAUUUAUGUCAUUAGCAAUUUGUGAAGAAUUUGUUUUGACCUACUGAUCCUUCCGAUUUGUGAGCUCUGAUCCUGUCCUGAAUGUGAAGCAGACAUGAGACCCUGAAAUCACAGUGUUAUAACUUCUGCUGACACUAGAGUGCACUCUAAGAUACUGUAACCCAGACCCAUUGGAUUGUAUGGCAGUGGUUCUGGCUUAAUAAAGACAGCAACAU